AUGAAUUCACAUCUCUUCCGCAUAAUCUGUAUACUCCAUUCGAUCAUAGCACUCACAAGUGGAACCCUGAUGAUGUUCUACACAGAUAAAGCUUCGAUCUUUGGUCACGGCAGCGAGAUAGCGAACAAGCUCAAAGGAUCAACACCUCACGACGAGCUGCUCAUCCAGAUUUCUCAAUCCUUCUCCGGUUUGCUUCUCUUUGCGAUUGGUUUGGUACUUUUCAUGGUGUCCUUUGUUAAAGACAGAGACUUCCACAGCUUCUUCGCGGGAGGCUGUGUGGUUCUCUAUGUGCUUAUGGCUCUGUGGAGAGUUAUCUUCGAGUGGAAGAUUGAAGAUCUUGCCUUUGAAUGCCCCAAGCAAGCUCUUGGAGAUAUUGCUCUGGCUAUCUCUUGGGUUUUCUUCCUUGUUUACACAUGGAGGGAGAAGUAUGAUUGA
Microthlaspi erraticum is the source of this 435-nucleotide messenger RNA. Lineage: Eukaryota; Viridiplantae; Streptophyta; Magnoliopsida; Brassicales; Brassicaceae. The record is from the annotation of a GenBank genome assembly.